GUGAGGCGGUGCCCGACUACCAGAUGGCGUUCCAGGCCGAGGCAGGGAACCACCCCUCCUUUGAGGACAUGCAGGUCCUGGUGUCUCGAGAGAAAGAGAGACCCAAGUUCCCUGAGGCCUGGAAAGAGAACAGUCUGGCGGUGCGGUCCCUAAAGGAGACCAUGGAGGACUGUUGGGACCAGGAUGCUGAGGCCAGGCUGACCGCUCAGUGUUCAGAGGAGCGCAUGGCUGAACUACUGCUGAUCUGGGACCGGACCAAGUCUGUCAGCCCCACGGUUAACCCUAUGACCACCACACUGCAGAACGAGAGGAACCUGUCCCACAGCCGGAGGGGUCCUAAAGUCAGCCCCUACCCAGACUACUCCUCCUCCUCCUACAUCGAGGACCACGAGGGCCACACGGUGAAGAACCUUCCUGGGGGAGACACCUCUGUAUCGGGUACCUCCUCCGUCGGCGUCCUGGGUGGAACCAGCAGUGUACCCGCAGGCCCAGAGAAGAAUCGAAACUCCAUCAACGCCGAGCGUCAGCAGGCUCAGGCCCGUCUGCCCAGCCCGGAGAGCAGCGGCGCCAGCCUCUCCACACCCAACACGGUCAUGACCACCAUCUCUGAGUCGGGUCAAGGGGAGGACUCAUCCGGCCCACUAGGUGGCACUGUGCUGGGGCUGGUGUGUCUGCAGCUGACCCAGGAGGACUUGGAGACCACCAAGCUGGACCCUAAAGAGGUUGACAAGAACCUGAAGGAGUCUUCUGAUGAGAACCUUAUGGAGCACAGCCAGAAACAGUUCUCUGCUCCAGACCCCCUCAGCUGUAAGUCUUCCUCCCUGCUCUACCCCCUCAUCAAGCUGGCUGCGGAGGUGACUGGGGCCGGGCCUGGGGCCCAGGGAGGGUCUGGGACCGGGGCCAGUGGGAUGGGGGACCCUCCAGCUACUAUGUUCCCCCUGCCCAAACAGCAGAACCUCCCCAAGCGGCCCACCAGCCUACCACUCAACACCAAGGCCAAGGAGGGCUCUGGUUCCUCCAGGCUGAAGUCUGGGAAACACCGGUCCAACCUGAAGCAGGUAGAGACGGGCGUGGCCAAGAUGAACACGGUCGCCCCAGCGGCAGAGCCACGCCUUGUUAACGUUACCAACAACGGGCCAGCGGCCGUCGGAAACGGGGUGCGGAGCGGCGUAAGCGUUGUGGUCGUCAACGGUUACCUGAACGGAGGCGUGGCCUCUUCAACUGGAGGUGGGGCUCCUUACGGGACUACCAAUCCGGCGGGGCCUCAGGGGGAGUUGGGCGGAGCGACACCCUUGUUACAGACCCAGCUCAGCGGAGAGGACAGUAGACUCAACAUCAACUCCAGUCCUGAUGAACAUGAACCACUGCUAAGGAGAGAGCAGCCCACCGCAUGUGACCAGAGACCAACCAAUCACCUGGCGGGACGCACCAACACUAACAACAACAACAACCGUCUGGUGAUCACAUGUCCAUCUGUAGAGGGAGAGCCUGAACACCUCACCUUUGUCCCCAUACCUAGACCUGUCUCUGUACCCAAACCCAUCUCCGUACCUAUCAUUGCCCCUCUCACUGCCCAACUACCAGCCCCAGCCCCAGCCCCAGUCUCAACCCCAACCCCAGCCCCAGUCUCAACCCCAGCCCCAAUAUCAACCCCAGCCCCAGUCUCAACCCCAGCCCCAGCCCCAGUCUCAACCCCAGCCCCAGCCCCAAUAUCAACCCCAGCCCCAGCCCCAAUAUCAACCCCAGCCCCAGCCCCAGCCCCAGCCCCAAUAUCAACCCCAGCCCCAGCCCCAAUAUCAACCCCAGCCCCAGUCUCAACCCCAGCCCCAGCCCCAGUCUCAACCCCAGCCCCAGCCCCAGUCUCAACCCCAGCCCCAGCCCCAGCCCCAGUCUCAACCCCAGCCCCAACCCCAGCCCCAGUCCCAGCCCCAGUCUCAACCCCAGCCCCAGUCCCAGUCCCAUUCUCAACCUCAGCCCCAGCGGCCCUCAGACAGCCCAAACCCAGACGACCUGAGAGACCCUGCUCCCUGGACCUGUCUGGCUCCUCACACAACAGCUCUUCAGGUGAUGGUUCGUCGCUGGACGGCCAGGGAGGGUCAGGUGAGAAGAUCAAACGCCGUGUCAAGACACCGUACUCCCUGAAGAGGUGGCGCCCCUCCACCUGGGUGGUCUCCAUGGAUACGCAGGUUGGAGAGGUAAACAACAACGGAACCUGUCGCUCCAAGUCCUCCACUGCCGUCUACCUGGUAGGAGGGGGGACUACCACAGCCACCAUGACCUCUGACCCCUGUGACCCUGGCAUGACCUGCCUGUGAACCCUGACCCCUGGAGGAGGGUGUGAUAACAGGUGGGCAGUGUGUUGCAGAAAUGCCAGCUGCCUGUUUGCCAACUACACCCAGCUGGCUACUACCCUUUGUGUGGUCGGCUACCUCAAUGACUUUAACAACUUGGGGUGUAUCAGAUGCCACCAAAUGUAAUUGUUUUUAGGGCAGAAUGUGUUGCUCUAACCUCCCACACCUCCAUAGCUGGCAACUUUUUUUCAUUACGCUGGCUACAUUCGAUUGUCGGGAACACAUUGAGGAGGGCGUGGCCUCCUUAGGCUACGGCUGCGUCUGCAAUAACACCCUAUUCCCUAUGUAGUGCACUACUUUCGACUAUCGAUAUGGUCGAUAGGGUAGUGCGUCUGUUGUGAAUAGGGUGCCAUUUGAGGCGUUGCCUACCUGUAUGACAGCAUGCUCCGGUUUCCUGAUUUCCUGGUUCAAAUUCCGUCAGAAGGAGAAGAAACGAUGUGACUGCAAGAGAAUCAAUUGUCAAGAAAGAAGCACUUAUAAAUUAUGAUAUUCUUUUCUUCUCAACUUUUUCUUUACUUUGAAGAACUUUAAAACAGAAUAUAGCUAUGCAGCAACAUUGGCUUCAGUUGCUUCCAUUAUAAAUGCUGUUCCACAUAAAUCAUUGUAUGAUUGUACGUAUGGCUGUUUUUUGAAUUUUGAAAAAUGUUGUUUUAUUGUUUUCGCACUUCAAAAAAAAAAAAAAAAAAGUGAUGUCAAUCAUCUAGU
Messenger RNA from Oncorhynchus masou masou (cherry salmon), 3056 nucleotides. RefSeq names its product bone morphogenetic protein receptor type-2-like. The record is from RefSeq and is a predicted model, not a curated record. Gene Ontology annotation, molecular function: transforming growth factor beta receptor activity; ATP binding. The annotation marks the transcript as partial. Gene Ontology annotation, biological process: cellular response to growth factor stimulus; protein phosphorylation; BMP signaling pathway. The transcript has 5 exons. Gene Ontology annotation, cellular component: signaling receptor complex; plasma membrane. NCBI's taxonomy places the organism in Eukaryota, Metazoa, Chordata, Actinopteri, Salmoniformes, Salmonidae.